Aplysia californica (California sea hare) is the source of this 2952-nucleotide messenger RNA. RefSeq lists its product as uncharacterized. The record is from RefSeq and is a predicted model, not a curated record. The coding region runs from base 164 to 1894 and encodes 576 amino acids. NCBI's taxonomy places the organism in Eukaryota, Metazoa, Mollusca, Gastropoda, Aplysiida, Aplysiidae. The transcript is spliced from 7 exons.
AGAUACAGUUCUGUUUUACAUUUAUUCUCUUUUCUCUGUGUUGUUUUCUGUACUGAUAACUAACCAGUUGAGUCGUAUUUCACAUUUUUGUUUCAUAUGGUAUAAUGCUUGAAACUCCUCUACUUUCCCUCUUUCUAUAGGAAAGAUAUGACCAGCAUUUGUGAUGGCUGGCAUGAAUGAGAGACAGAAGAUCGGAGUGAUGUACCCACUUGAGGUUGAGCGUCUUCCAUUCUUUUAUAGCAGUAUCAAGAAUAGGCUGGAGGCUGAAGAAUACCUCCGUCAGAAUUGCCGAGGUCAUGGAACAUUCCUGAUCCGUCCAAAUUCAAGUAAUGAUCCUCACUUUGUGAGCGUUUCAAUAAGCAUUGGUCCUCAAGAAGUGUGUCAUGCGAAAGUUUGGAUUGAGUCCAUAAAUGAUCAGUUCAAGUACUACAUAAAUGAUAAGCUACUCUUUGCAACCUUUGAUGAGUUGCUACGUUUCUACAAGGAUCACCAUAUUCACUGCAAGCAGAACAUACAGAAUGUUAAGUUGCUUCACCCGUUGCUGCUCCAGAGACAGGGAUACACUGUGGGCCAGCCUACAACUUCGCAUACCCGUAACCGCACAAAGUCUGAACCUGUUGUUUCAGCAGUCCCCCCUCUGCCAGAGAGACCACCAGCACCACCGUCAGGCAGGCAAGGAUCUUCAUCUGCGAGACAUGGUCAGGAACUGGUCACUGGAAGUAGACCAGUCCAUCUAGGCGGUGGUGCUCUGCCGAAGCAUGGUGUCAUGACCCAUCGACAGUCUGAGAGUAACUUUUUCCAAGACAGGCCUGACCCCUCCGAAGUAAGGAGGCAGGCAAACAAGGGCAGGUCUCAGUCCUUUGACAUUCCUUGUACUAGCUCUGGUCUGCUGCCAGGAGAUGAUCCUACUUACUGGAAGUACAAGCCUCCCCUACCUUUGCCUCUGCCGGAGUUGGAUAAAGAGGAUGUGUACUAUACACAAAUCUACAAUAAAGAUUUUUUUGAAGAUUUCUACCAGCAUCUGAAGGAGACUGAUGUGUGCGAGUGUGGCCUGAAUCAGGUGGAUUCAAGACUUCCUAUGGACUGGACUGUUCAUCGCAGUAACGACAGGAGUACCUAUCAGCGCAUCUUUUUUCAGAAAGAUUCGCUUACCACCUGGGAAAUGCCAGAUGAGAUUGUACCUUUGAUGAGUGACCGUGAGCGUCGGUUCAUCUUGUUCUUGUGCAGGGAAGGGAAUAGCCCCGUGCCGAAAUGCCUCAAGAAAUAUUUACGCCUCAUGGGAGCUCUGGAUUCAAAUUUUACGGAUGCAGUUGCCCAUUUAUCGUCCAGUGGAGGUUCCCAGGGGGGCACCCCUACAUCGAGAUUCUCAGGCUGUUCCUCCUCCUCUUCUUCAUCCUCUGGCUCGGGACAACAGAUACUGAAACAGGGCACCCUCAGCAACUUUCAGCAACCAUCCAACAGCUCCAUGAGGGGCCCAGGUUUGUGGGCACAGGAUUUCCAUCAGGCUACACCAGAUGGGACUGUGUCCAGUGAGGUGGAAUAUGAAAGGCCGAGUUCGCUGUUUCUACUGUCCUCAGAGUCAGCAGAAGGAAGGCAGGCUAUGGUUGUGACUGUGGCUAGAGGGGCGACCGGUGGAUACCCGCCACAGGUUGUGAGUCCAGGUCUCGCCCAGUCUACUCCUGUAGUCUCCUCUCAGAAUAUUGCUGCUCAGGGGCAGCAACAACAGCAACUACAACAGCAACAGCCACAUCAGCAGCAGUCGCAGUUUUACGAUACCAGUGACGGAGGCCAGUCUGUAAAGUACAUGAAAGUGAAUACUCUUCAAGGUCGUCCCGUGAACAUGUCUGAGGAGUCGUGGACUCCAUCAGCUGAUGGGACUGGCUCCCAGCGCUAGCCUUAGCCAUGUGGGUUUCAUCAGGUUCUCUCUUGUCAAGUUCUCCUAGUUAGAGGUGCUUCUUUCUUUCCUAUCAAAUGUCUAUCUACCCCUCUUAUAGCUCCUAAUGCUUUUCUUUGUACACUAGUCUCUAGUGCCACCUCUAAUCUCAAGCAUCAUAUGACCUAUUUGUGUUGCAAGUGCUGUAAAAUUCUUACUAGACGUAAAACAGAGGUUCAAUGUCCUGGUCAGUCCAGCAACCUGCCGAGACACUUCUAAGAUGGUCAGUUGUGAUGAUUUCUGAGGUUAAGACAAAGAGGGUGGACGCUGUAUAGUGAUAAUGUUUUUGGAAUGGCUUUUAUUUAUUUUAUUUACCUUUACAGCCAGGCCUGACAGGUUUUGUUUUCAUACUUGUUGACAUUGUUGAAGGUAUUUGAAUGUUUUUGCUUUUCCACAGCUCUUUAAAGGACGUAAAGAAUAACAAAUAUGUUUCUGAGAGCUGCGGGGUUUUUGACAUUGUACAAUUUGUCCCAGUAAAAUGGCUGCGCUGUUUCGAAAGGUUACAUUUACAAUAAGAAAAUAUAGAUAUAAUAUUUUUAUCAAAAUGUAUGCAAUAAUUUUGACACUUUAUUUUUGUAUAUAUAUAUUUUUGCCCUUUUACUGUUUUCCGUUGUAGAAAGCAUUUUUCUUUGUCUUUCAAGUAUUGUUAGAAAGGUUGGUCUGAAACAAAAACCCUCUUUUAAUUUUUUUUAUUCAUCGUAUCCCUGCCAGAGUUCAGGGGGUAACUGGUCAUCAUGUAACAAUGCAGUUGAUUUUUACCCAAAUGGCAGUUUUAUCCACAUACAACCUUGAAUCAUUCUUUACCUGACAGACAGCGAUGUGCUAUUUUCCAGGGUACCGCUACUCUUAAUAUUUACACUGACCAGAGUAGCUUCAGUUUUGAGUUGGAAUUAAUUUGGAAUUUUCCUCAAAUGUGGCCUGAAGGGCCUAUUAUUUAUGAUGAUAGAACCGCCAAGGGAUUUUUAAUAUGGGAAACUUUCACAUGAGACAACUGAACAUUUUUCUUCCUUUUCCUAAAA